Molecule: messenger RNA, 3879 nt
Organism: Triticum turgidum subsp. durum (durum wheat)
Lineage: Eukaryota; Viridiplantae; Streptophyta; Magnoliopsida; Poales; Poaceae
Source: the annotation of a GenBank genome assembly
AUGGAAGUUGCAUUAGCUAGCGCUGCCGUAAGUGUUACCUUAAAAGUGGCCGCAUCUCCAGCCUUGAAGAAGCUGCUUGCUAAUGCUUCAAUGUACCUUGGAGUGGACAUGAUGCAUGAGCUCCAUGAACUGGAGACCACUAUCAUGCCGCAACUCGAGCUGGUGAUUGAAGCAGCAAACAAGGGAAACCACAGGCCCAAGUUGGACAAAUGGCUUCAGGAACUCAAAGAAGGCUUCUAUAUGGCUGAAGACUUGCUGGACAAGCAUGAAUACAACCUUCUCAAGCGCCAAGCAAAGGGCAAGGAUUCCUUAUCAGCCAAUGCUUUGUCCAUCAGCAGCACUUUUAUGAAGCCUGUGCGUGCUGCGUCGAACAGGCUGACCAAUUUGAGCUCUGAGAACAGAAAGCUAAUUCACCAGCUGAAUGAACUCAAGGCUACCCUGGCGAAAGCCAAGGAAUUUCGUGAGGUGCUCUGCUUACCAACUGGUUAUAAUGCAGAGAGCCCCGCCAUACCAUCAGCUGAUGUUCCUGAGACCACAUCAAUAUCACCUCUGAAAGUGAUUGGUCGUGACAAGGACCGCGAUCGUAUAAUAGAUAGACUCACCAAGACAACUGCUACUACUGAGUCUAGUACAGCCAUGCACUCGGGUUUGGCCAUUGUUGGAGCUGGAGGCAUGGGAAAGUCCACCUUGGCACAACUGGUUUACAAUGAUACAAGGGUUAAAGAUUAUUUUGAUGUGAGAAUGUGGGUAAGUAUCUCACGCAAACUUGAUGUCCGUCGUCAUACACGGGAGAUAAUCGAGUCUGCCUCUCAGCGGGAAUGCCCACGCAUUGAUAACCUUGAUACUCUACAACGUAUCUUGUCGGACAUACUGCAAGAAUCAGGGAGAUUCCUGCUUGUGUUGGAUGAUGUUUGGUUUGAACCUGGCAGUGAAAGGGAAUGGGAUCAGUUGUUAGCUCCUCUAGUCUCCCAGCAGAUGGGAAGCAAAGUUUUGGUAACUUCUCGACGGAGUACAUUUCCAACUGCUCUUUACUGUGCCGAAGUGUGUCCUUUGGAAAACAUGAAAGAUACUCACUUCUUGGCACUCUUCAAACACCAUGCUUUCUCUGGAACAGAAAUCAGAAAUCAUGCAAAACACGGAAGAUUGCGUGAAAAGUUGGAAAACUUUGCAGAGAAGAUUGCUAAAAGGCUUGGACAAUCUCCUUUGGCGGCCAAAGUUGUGGGUUCCCAGUUGAAAGGGAAAACCGAUAUAUCUGCAUGGAAGGAUGCUCUAACUUUAAUGAUUGACAAAUUAAGUGAACCUAUGACAGCACUGUUGUGGAGUUAUGAGAAGUUAGAUCCAUGUCUACAGAGGUGCUUCCUAUAUUGCAGCUUGUUUCCAAAAGGCCACAAGUAUUUAAUUGAUGAGUUGGUUCACCUUUGGAUGGCAGAGGGCCUUCUUGAUUCAUGCGAUCGAAACAAGAGAGUGGAAGAUAUUGGGACGGAUUGUUUCAAGGAGAUGAUUUCUGUUUCAUUUUUUCAACCUGGCAAAGAUCGCAAAUACUUUGUUAUGCAUGAUCUCCUUCAUGAUCUGGCAGAAUCACUCUCGAAAGAAGACUACUUCAGGCUGGACGAUGAUAAGGUGAUAGAAAUACCAUCCACAGUUCGGCAUCUAUCUGUCCGUGUUGAUAGUAUAAUGCAACACAAGCAAAGUAUCUGCAAACUACAUCAUUUACGCACUAUUAUCUGCAUAGACCCCCUAAUAGAUGAUGUAGGUGAACUUUUUAAUCAGAUACUACAGAAUUUGAAGAAUUUGCGCGUAUUAUUUUUGUCAUCUUACAGUAGUAGCAAGUUGCCAGAAUCUGUUGGUGAGUUGAAGCACCUUCGGUAUUUAAACAUCAUCAGAACACUGAUUUCUGAAUUGCCAAGAUCAUUGUGUACUCUUUACCACUUGCAGUUACUUCUGAUAAAUGAUAAAGUUGUGAGUUUGCCUGAGAAACUCUGUAAUUUAAGGAAGUUACGGCAUCUUGACUGGCAUGAUUAUAGAAUGUACGAUCCAAGGAGAAAAGCACUGCCUCAAAUUCCUAACAUUGGCAAGCUAACUUCACUUCAACUGUUUCAGAAAUUUUCUGUGCAAAAGAAAAUGGGAUAUGAAUUGCAACAGCUGAGGGAUAUGAACGAGAUUCGUGGCAGUUUAAGUGUCACAAAUCUUGAGAAUGUCACUGGGAAGGAUCAAGCCUUAGAAUCGAAGCUGAAUCAGAAAAGUCAUCUUGGCAGUUUGCGACUUGAAUGGUGUUGCCAGAAUAACACCAAUGCAGAGGAUAGUUUAUAUUUGGAGAUUUUAGAAGGCCUGAUACCGCCGUCUCAACUUGAGAAUCUUACAAUUGACGGUUACAAUUCUUCAAAAUAUCCAGGGUGGUUACUUGAUGGUUCGUAUUUUGAGAAUUUAAAAUCUUUGAGGUUUAAUAAUUGCAGUGCGUUACAAAGCCUGCCAUCCAACACUGAGCUAUUUGGGAAUUGCUCUUCACUUUUCCUCUUAAAUCUGCCAAACCUGAAGACAUUACCUUGUCUUCCACCGGGCCUUACGUGGUUAGGAAUAUCCAAUUGCCCACUGCUUAUAUUUGUUUCCAAUGAUGAGCUGGAACAUCAAGAGCAGAGAGAGAAUAUCAUGAGUAUAGACCACCUGGCGUCACAACUUGGUCUAAUCUGGGAGGUAGAUUCAGGAUCACAUAUUAGGAGUGUUCUCUCAUUGGAACAUUCAUUUCUGAAGCAGCUGAUGAUAUUGAUGCAUGCUGAUGUCUCACGUGUUCAUAACCUUGGAAGUGUCCUUGGAAGAGGGAAAAAGAAAGUAUUGGUAAAAGAGGAUAUCAUCAACGCAUGGAUACACUGUCACGAGCAGAUGAUGAGUCUCAUGCAUGGAAGUAGCAUUAGGCUGCCACUGGUUCCACCAUCGGGACUUCGUGGGCUUUCUCUUUCUUCAUGCAGUAUUACAGAUGAAGCUCUAGCUGUUUGCCUUGAUGGCCUAACUUCACUGAAAAGUUUGUCCUUGCAAAAAAUUAUGACUUUCACUACACUUCCUUCAGAAGAGGUCCUCCAACAUUUGACAAAACUUCACAGCUUGUGCAUUGUAAGUUGCUGGUGUCUCAGGUCAUUAGGGGGUUUACGAGCUGCUACCUCUCUUUCAGAUGUUAGCUUGAGUUCCUGCCCUUCUUUAGAGUUGGCACAUGGAGCAGAAUGUUUGCCAUUAUCCCUUGAGAAACUCAGUAUAAGGAAUUGCGUGCUUGCAGCUGACUUUUUCUGUGCUGACUGGCCACAUGUGAAUCGUAUUUUCAUAAGCAGUUGCAGAAGCACCACAUGCUUAUCAGUUGGUAGUCUCGCCUCUGUUGAAUCAUUCUCACUGUAUCACUUGCCAGAUUUAUGUACGCUCGAAGGAUUGUCUUCCCUCCAACUUCACCACGUACAUUUGAUUGAUGUUCCGAAACUCACCCCUGAGUGUGUCUCGCAAUUUCGAGUCCAGAAGUCACUCUAUGUUAGCAGUCCUGUAAUACUCAACAACGUGCUCUCGGCUGAAGGUUCCAUCGUUCCAGAAUUUCUCUCUCUUCAAGGAUGCAAGGAACCAUUUGUUUCGUUGGAAGAAUCUGCAAAUUUCACAUCAGUCAAGACCCUGAGAUUCUGUGGUUGUCUAAUGAUUUCCCUGCCAACAAAUCUGAAGUCCUUCUCCAAUCUGAACAAGCUCGACAUUUAUAGCUGCCCCAAGAUAUCAUCUUUAUCAGAUCUGCCAUCCUCCCUCCAGCACAUAAGUAUAUGGUAUUGUAGUGAGCUCUUGAAGGAGAACUGCCGAGCACCUGAUGGAGAAAGUUGGCCAAAGAUCGCGCAUAUCCGCUGGAAGGACUUAAAGUGA